CGGAACACACUCAAUGAGUUCACAACGUAAUUGUGAAAUAUUUUUGCUGUAAAAUUGACCAAAAUUUUUGGUGCAUGUGAAAAUUCCAGACUUGGCAAAAAUGUGGCAAGGAAUUGCUAUUAUUUGCUGCAUGUGGAGUGCAUUUUUGGUGCACAAGAGUCUGCAGCAACAAAUCAACAUUGGCGCUUUUUUCUACGACAAUGAACUGGAGUUGGAAAAAGAAUUCAUGGAUGUUGUGACUGCCAUUAAUGGACUCGAAUCUGAGGCAACUUUCGCAUUUACUCCACUGAUUAAACGUCUGAAACCCGAAGAUAAUAGCGUUAUUCUACAGGAACACGCUUGCGAUCUCAUAGAUAAUGGUGUCGCAGUUAUUUUUGGACCAAGUUCAAAGGCGGCAAGCGAUAUUGUUGCCCUGGUCUGCAAUAAUACUGGCAUACCACACAUAGAGUUUGAUGUCGCUGAUGAGGAGCACUUGGAGGAGAAGCCCAAUCACCAGAUGACCCUUAACCUCUAUCCCUCUCAGCUGAUAUUAUCCAAGGCCUACGCGGAUAUUGUACAGAAUCUGGGAUGGCGCAAGUUCACAGUAGUCUAUGAUUCCGAGGAUACCAAGGCCACAGCUCGACUGCAGGAUAUCCUGCAAAUGAGGGAGUUGCAUAAUGAUAUGGUUCGAGUCCGCAAGUUCAAGAGGGACGACGACUUUCGGGUGAUGUGGAAGAGCAUCAAGGACGAGCGUCGUAUUGUCCUCGACUGUUCACCCGAUUUACUCGUCGAUCUCCUCAACACAUCCUCCGAGUUUAAUUUGACGAAGCAGUUUAAUAAUAUUUUACUGACCAACUUGGAGACAUAUAAUGAUAAUCUGCAGGAUCUGACGGCUGAUAAUGAAACGUUUGCGGUGAAUAUAACCGCAACACGUCUCCUGCUCAAUCCCGAUCCUCAAGCAUAUCUGCAUCAAUACGGCUAUGUGACCCAGCAGGAUAACGUUGUCUUCGAGAGCAACGAGCCCAGUCGGACUUUACUCCACGACCUGCUGCACGAUGGCCUCCAAUUGUUUGCCCAAGCCUGGCGGAAUGCCACGUACUUCUAUCCGGAUCGUAUGUCUGUGCCGCGCAUGAAUUGCGACUUUGCCGCCACGGGGGGUCGCACCUGGCAAAUGGGCCGCUAUCUGACACACCUAAUGAAGGGGACUUCCGGCAUGAAUGGCACGAACUUUCGCACCAGCAAUUUGCAAUUUGACGAGGAUGGACAGCGCAUUAACUUCAAUAUUGAGAUUUAUGAUCCAGCCGACAACAUUGGCACUGCCAUCUGGGACACCAGGGGACAAAUUACGCAUUUGAAUUCGAAAGCCAAGGUCCACAAGAAGAUUGUCUACCGCGUCGCCACACGCAUUGGUCUCCCUUAUUUCGAUUACAAGAAAGAUGCCGUCGAGCUUAAUCUGACGGGGAAUGACAUGUACGAGGGCUACGCUGUCGACCUAAUCGAUGCCAUUGCCCAGGAGGUCGGAUUCGACUACGUCUUUGUCCCGGUGGCGGAUCAAGAGUAUGGCAAACAGGACAAGAUCACCAAGCAGUGGAACGGCAUCAUCGGUGAAAUCAUCAACAAUGAUGCACACAUGGGUAUUUGUGACCUGACCAUCACGCAGGCUCGUCGCACAGCUGUGGACUUUACGGUGCCCUUUAUGCAGCUGGGUGUGAGCAUCUUGGCAUUCAAGAGUUCACACAAGGUGAAGGAGUUGGAUGCCUUUUUGGCGCCUUUUGGUGGCGAGGUGUGGCUCUGGAUUCUCAUUGCGGUAUUUGCCAUGUCCUUUCUGAAGGUGAUCAUAGCGCGGAUUGCUAAGGCGGAGUGGGAUAAUCCGCAUCCUUGCAAUCGCGAUCCGGAUGCAUUAGAAAAUUUAUGGCAUUUGCAUAACACUUUCUGGCUGACCGUGGCCUCCAUUAUGACGGCAGGUUGUGACAUUCUGCCCAAGAGUCCGCAGGUGCGUCUGUCCGAGGCGACUUGGUGGAUAUUCGCCAUUAUUAUAGCCAACUCGUACACUGCCAAUUUGGCUGCGUUUUUGACCAGUUCCAAGAUGGAGGGCAGCGUGACAAGUCUCAAGGAUCUCAGCGGUCAAACGAAAAUCAAAUUCGGCACCAUCAAUGGUGGCAGCACCUACAAUCUGCUAUCCGAGUCCAAUGAGACCGUCUAUCGCCUGGCCUUCAAUCUGAUGAACCGCGAUGAUCCGUCGCCCUACACAAAGAACAAUGACGAGGGCGUUGAACGUGUCACCAGCAGUGCUGGUGAAUAUAUGUUCCUCAUGGAGACAACCACACUGGAAUACCAUCGUGUGAGGAACUGCAAUCUGCGUUCGGUUGGAGAGAAGUUCGGAGAGAAGCAUUAUGCAAUUGCCGUUCCCUUUGGCGCCGAGUAUCGCUCCAACUUGAGUGUCGCCAUUCUCCGACUGAGCGAACGUGGAGAGCUCUACAAUUUAAAGCAAAAGUGGUGGAAUCGCAACAGCUCCAACUGCUUUGAGGAGCCCGAUCCCAAUGCCACGCCCGACCUGAAUUUCGAGCAACUGCGUGGCAUCUUCUACACUCUCUAUGUGGGCAUCCUGAUUGCCUUCAUCAUUGGCAUCGUAGAGUUCCUGCUCUACGUUCAGCAAGUGGCACUCGAGGAGCAUCUCACCUUUAAGCUGGCCUUCAUUAGGGAAAUCAAAUUUGUGCUACGCAUUUGGAACAACAAGAAGCCAAUUACGAGUCCCACUCCCGUGUCCAGCUUACGGACCACGCCCCUUCGCUCCCUGGAGAAGUCCAUGGAGCGCACUCCGAAAUCAGCAAGGCGCAUUGUCCUUGGUCGCUCCUCGGAGGAGAUGCGUGAGUUGCCACCGCCACGUGCCUCACCCAGCUGCAGCAGCAGCGUAGAGCGGGAAGGGGAACGGGAAGGGGAACGAGAAGAGGAAGCCCGCGUCUGACGUUGUUAUUCUGUUAUCUGUUGUCUGUUAUUUUGUGCUCUUCAGUUAUUUGCAAUAGAAACUACGCCCAUCAUUUGGCUCGUAAUCAA
Molecule: messenger RNA, 3033 nt
Organism: Drosophila innubila
Lineage: Eukaryota; Metazoa; Arthropoda; Insecta; Diptera; Drosophilidae
Gene: GluRIIC
Product: glutamate receptor ionotropic, kainate 2
Exons: 11
Coding region: 101-2944 (947 amino acids)
Biological process (GO): modulation of chemical synaptic transmission; monoatomic ion transport; synaptic transmission, glutamatergic
Cellular component (GO): postsynaptic membrane; plasma membrane
Molecular function (GO): glutamate-gated receptor activity; transmitter-gated monoatomic ion channel activity involved in regulation of postsynaptic membrane potential
Source: RefSeq, a predicted model, not a curated record